AUGGUCCUCCUGCUGGUUCUGGUCCUUCUAUCACUGCGGUUCCGAAUCCAGGAGAGUUUGGGUCAGCACAAGUUCUUCAUGGUCCGUCCGGUACCGAGUGACUCUCUCCCCGUGGAGGGUCCGAAGGAGGACCAGGACCCGAUGCUGGACCCGCAUGAGAAGAACCUGAACGAGACCGAACUCCGGAUCCUGCUUGGGGUCCACUUUAACCCGGACUUCAUGUCUGUGACCCACCCAGAGGACCAGGACGAGCCGGAGCUGGGUCCGAACCCCUCUGGACCCAUGCCCAAGGAGAUCCGAGCCCUGGAGCUGGAGGUCCAGUUCGGCCUGAAGCAGAAACCGAACCGGAAGCUGCGGAGGCGGCUGCAGCACUGGAUCUGGACCCACACCUGUCCGGUUCUGUACGCCUGGACCGACCUGGGCCUCCGGUUCUGGCCCAGGUACCAGAGGACGGGGAGCUGCCAGAGCAAGAGGUCCUGUUCGGUCCCGGAGGGGAUGGUCUGCAGGCCGAACCGGGCCACCCACCUGACCCUGCUCAGGUGGUUCUGUCCGCACAGGAAGGUUCUGAUGAAGUGCGGCUGGAUCCAGGUCCAGUACCCGGUCAUCUCCGAGUGCAAGUGUUCCUGUCCAACCUGAGGACCGGAACCAGAACCGGUCCAGUUCUUGUUUACACAGAAAAAUACAUUUUUUUUUUGUAAAAAUAAUCAAAUAAAAGC
Austrofundulus limnaeus is the source of this 716-nucleotide messenger RNA. RefSeq names its product noggin 3 (gene nog3). Gene Ontology annotation, biological process: negative regulation of BMP signaling pathway; dorsal/ventral pattern formation; osteoblast differentiation. Lineage: Eukaryota; Metazoa; Chordata; Actinopteri; Cyprinodontiformes; Rivulidae. The record is from RefSeq and is a predicted model, not a curated record.